Molecule: messenger RNA, 663 nt
Organism: Oreochromis aureus
Lineage: Eukaryota; Metazoa; Chordata; Actinopteri; Cichliformes; Cichlidae
Gene: gfral
Product: GDNF family receptor alpha like
Exons: 5
Coding region: 1-663 (220 amino acids)
Biological process (GO): nervous system development
Cellular component (GO): signaling receptor complex; external side of plasma membrane
Molecular function (GO): signaling receptor activity
Source: RefSeq, a predicted model, not a curated record
AUGCUCCAAGCCUGUAAGUCAGGCCAGUGCAAUGAUGAAGGCUGUCAGCGGGAAACUCUGUGGUUCUACAGGAACGUACCCCAAAAUGUUGCAGAGAUGCUGGUGAUGUGCGAGUGUGAAGCUUCGGAUCAGAGCUGUGUGAACAUGAAAACCGGAUUACACAGUGGCACCUGUGGAGAUGAGAUUUGGGUCUGUCAGCGUGUACUUAACCAGUGCACUGAGGACAGUAACUGCAGGGGCUUAUUAGAACAUUUCCAAGCCAAAUGUUGGAGUCCUGAAGAAGCCCAGUGCAUUGACAGUGACCUCCCAAGAGAUGAAUGCUUCACCCGGAUGGAUCCAGAGCUCAUCCUUGGUGCAGACUCUGAAUGCAAAAGGGCCUUUGUGGCUACUUUAGGGACAGUGCUUCACCAUCCUUGUACAUGUAAAAGACUCUACAAUGACGAUCUGCUGACAUGCAGCAUGAUUCACGAAGUACUUCACAAUAGAUCACGCUUCAUGGCAUCUUCAGAAACAAUCACUCGCCCAUCUAAACCUCCUCAGAUCAUUGAAUCAGAUCAUGUUUAUGCUUGGUCCCAAGAUUAUCUUCUGUACGUUGUUGCAACCAUCCUGCUUGCUGGUGUCAUAUUAAUGCCUCUGGUUAUUGAUCUCAAGAAAGAGAGAUAA